Molecule: messenger RNA, 523 nt
Organism: Phaedon cochleariae (mustard beetle)
Lineage: Eukaryota; Metazoa; Arthropoda; Insecta; Coleoptera; Chrysomelidae
Source: the annotation of a GenBank genome assembly
CUCCCGUUGAGGGUAAAAAUGGCUACUUUCUAUGCCAAUCCAGACGAAAAAAACGAACUUUGGAUAGAAAGAGCGGCAGUUGAAGGGUCCGGUGGCUUUCGGAUAUGGCACUAUAUAUUCUUUUGUUUUUCUGCCUUCACUGUGAUUGUGGUGUUGACAUGCUGUUGCAUAAAAAUCAGAGUGCCCAGAACGAAACAAGAAAUCGAGGCAGAUUACUGCAGGAAAAAACUUGCCGAAAAAUUCAGGGAGAGGUUGCGAUUGAUAAAGAAUCAAGAGAUGGAUGCAAUGGAUCUGGAACGAGCGCUACAAAUUAUACAGGAGGAUUAUAACAACGAAAACAGAAACUACCAGUUUGUUCCAUCUGCGUCUACGAAUUUCCGUGUGGCAUCAGAAUGCGAUAAAGCUCAACCUCAAGCCUUCUCAAGCAUUAUUGAUAAUCAUAGGCGGGCACAAGACUAGCCUCGAAUAAGUUGCUAGAAAUGAUAAACAAGUGUGCUUUGUAGAUUGAAUAAAAUUGAGUAAA